CGUAGAGGUGAAAUAUAAAUGAAGGAUAUAUAAAACUAGAACAGAGAUGUCAGAAUUUAUAGAAAUCGGAUUAAUUCUGCUUGUUUUAUCAACAACAGCUGACGGUCAGGUCUGUUCCGGAACAAGAUGUGGACAAUGUUUAAUCUUCGAUGGAUGUGCUUGGUGUAAAGAUCCAGAUUAUGUCUUCAAUCGGUGUGCAGCGGAGAGCCAGUUGUCUCUUGAUGGUUGUAGGCAAAUUGUCAAGAGGAAAACGCACAGUGUACAGAUCUUACAGAACAAUGACUUCUCAGAUGGUGGUCCUACGGAAGAACCGGUACAAAUUAAACCACAAAGGAUGAAAAUAACACUUGUUCCAAAUGAAAGUUUACGUGACGUAAUGGUGUUCUACAAGAUUGCCAAAAAUUUUCCUCUUGAUCUGUAUUUUCUAAACGACCCAUCGUAUACGAUGAGAGAACUAGUUGCAAGCCUUCGUCGAUUGGCCACAAACAUAGCUGAUGACAUCGCUACAAUAACGACAGAUUUUAGAUUUGGACUUGGCACAGCGAUGGAUAAAGUCAUAGAUCCUUUCACUCUACAAGAUCCUAAAAGUCGAUUGAAUCCUUGUGGAUCCCUUUACUGUGACAAACCAUAUUCUUUUAUACAUCGGCUCUCACUAACCAAUAAUGUAAACGAGUUUACGGAUGCUUUAAGUCGUGUGAAUACUACAGCAAAUCAAGAUAUUGUAGAGGGCUUGUUUGAUGGGCUUAUGCAAGUCAUGGUGUGUGGGAAUAGAAUAGGUUGGAGAAGUAAAGCUAGACGGAUGGUUCUGUAUGCUACAGACAUAAAUUUCCACCACGCUGGAGAUGGCAGGGUUGCUGGAAUUUUGGAACCAAACGAUUGUUUAUGUCACUUAGAUGGCAGUGGCAAAUAUACGAAGGCAGAAAUACAGGACUACCCUUCAGUUGGACAAAUCGUUCAGAAGGCUCGGGAGAACAACAUCAAUAUUAUAUUUGUAAUCGGUGGUGCUGACAAUCAAAUCAUAAGAAACUUGUAUUAUGAUCAACUUACGGCCAUUUUACCCGGGGGUGUCACUAAUGCUUCGGCCUUAUCCACAGAUGCUUCAAACAUUCUGAACAUUGUCAGGGAAAACUACAGGCGCCUUCGUGAGACAGUGAAAUUAAUUACUAGUGGUGUUCCAGAAGAAAUUACUCUAGAUGUAUAUACAAACUGCAGGACCGGAGGACGUACCCUAGAUAAAACAAACAUUUGCACAGGAUUGAAUAUCGACAUUUGGACAAAUUUUACGCUGUUCAUAAAGUCUCACUUCACGGUUUGCCCUGACAAGAGGAAAGUGAAUUUCACAGUUUUCCCCGAGGGCCUGGAGGAGCGUGUUCAGAUAGAAGUUGAACACGUGUGUGACUGCGACUGUCAACUAGAACCGAAAGCGGAACGAAACAGCACUAAAUGUAAUAGCAGAGGUACAUACGAGUGUGGCAUAUGUCACUGCGACACGGGGUGGUCAGGCAAGAACUGUGAAUGUGAUGAGAGGGGCACAGUAAUGGACGCUUGCGGGACUGAUAUGGGAAUUUGCAGUAAUGCGGGUAAUUGUACCUGCCGGAAGUGUUCUUGUUUUGAGGGAUACAGCGGUGACAGGUGCGAGUGUAAUGACCGGAAUUGCCCCUCAUACAAUGGCUUACUCUGCGGAGGAAAUGAACGGGGCCAAUGUUCCUGUGGAGAAUGCAUUUGUGACGUGAAAUACAAUGGUAGCUCUUGUGAAUGUCCAAUAUCUACUGAAGCUUGCAAGGAUAAUAAUGGAACUCUUUGUUCUGUUUUCGGUGUGACGUCUCUCUACAGUGGGGCGAUUUGUGAACGAUGUCAGCACUGUCCAGGAACAUGUGGGAACAACAAAAAUUGUGUAGAGUGUGUGGGCUUCAACCAGGGUCUCUUCAAUGAAACUAUUUGUCUCCAAAGAUGCCAGAAUGUAGAAGUUGUUUCUGAUCUAGAGGAAACGGUAACAGCUGACAAUGAAACUACACUCACAGCCUGUGUUAUACAAGACAAAGAUGCCUGCGUUAUCAGCUUUAACGUUUACAACUCUCCCGACAGACAAUUUAUAGAAGUAAAAUCUACCAAACGCUGUCCCUUGGGACCACCCAAUCCUGUUACUAUUGGAGCCAGUGUCUCCGGCGCCAUCUUCCUCGUGGGGCUGAUACUGAUCCUUAUUUGGAAGCUCCUUACUAUGUUAUAUGAUAAACUGGAGUAUAGCAAAUUUGAAUCAGAAAUUCAGAACCCAAUAUGGGAGAAGUCGGACAAUCCUAUUUACAAAGAGUGUGUUACAACAGUACAGAAUCCUGUCCACGAAGCGAACAUUAUCCUGGAAGAUGGACCUAAGCUUAAAGAAUAAUAGUGGAUUUGAUGAGUGAUGUUCUCAAAAAAAAAAAUCACAACUGAGCCAAAACAAUUGAUUACUUUUUUUGCUUUCGUUUGGCAACCAUUUACACACAUGUGUAAUUUGCUCUUAGAGUUUAUUUACUCAGAUGAAAAAUGUUACAUUUUGAUAAGAGUUAUGAAUGAAGUAUUUUUAAAGAUACAAAUUAUCGACAAAUGUUAGGUGAAUGAGAACAAAAGAGAGUCAUAAUAAAUUAAUUCAAAUUAUG
Messenger RNA from Saccostrea cuccullata (small rock oyster), 2636 nucleotides. Its product is annotated as integrin beta pat-3-like. Gene Ontology annotation, cellular component: focal adhesion; integrin complex; cell surface. Gene Ontology annotation, molecular function: integrin binding. The record is from RefSeq and is a predicted model, not a curated record. Bases 47 to 2383 code for a protein of 778 amino acids. Gene Ontology annotation, biological process: cell migration; cell-matrix adhesion; integrin-mediated signaling pathway. Lineage: Eukaryota; Metazoa; Mollusca; Bivalvia; Ostreida; Ostreidae. The transcript is spliced from 24 exons.